AUGUCCUCCACGACGAGAACUCAAACUGCUCGAUCGGAAAACCCUCACACCAAAAAGAAAAACCAGGAUCUGAAGGAGGCGACUUGCACAAAAGACGAAGACACCGCCAUAAAUAACGUGAAAACCUUGGAUAACGUGUGCACCUUCACCAAAUGCAAGAAUAAAACUACCCUAAUUGGAAUAGACUGUAAAUUUUGCAAAGGGAGGUUCUGCACCACCCACGGUUUACCGGAAAUCCACGGGUGCGGUGAGGCAGUGAGGAGGGAGGAGAAGAGGGAGUACCACCAUCCGGAACCGAAACUGUCCAAUGAGAAACACGAACAGGCCCAGACUAAGUUGAACAUGAAACUGAGACAGAUGCAGCAAGAGCGGAAGUCCAAGCAGGGGUUCCAGAGUAAAGGGAAGAAGAAAUAGGGGAUGCAAGGAUGUUUAUUGUUAAAAUGAGCUAGAGUGUAAUCUUGUUAACUUAAAUUAUGUAAUAUAAGAGAGUUUGGAUCUAAAAA
Messenger RNA from Anthonomus grandis grandis, 503 nucleotides. RefSeq names its product DNA-binding protein SMUBP-2. Lineage: Eukaryota; Metazoa; Arthropoda; Insecta; Coleoptera; Curculionidae. The transcript has a single exon. Gene Ontology annotation, molecular function: zinc ion binding. The record is from RefSeq and is a predicted model, not a curated record. Bases 1 to 414 code for a protein of 137 amino acids.